CAACUUCUUUCCCCCCUUUUCUUCUCCUCCUUCCUUCUUCUCCCCCUCUUUCUUAACGUUCCAGCUGCCGAGAUGGCGAUGAACAGCAUUCUCAACGCUGCCGAUAUCAAGAAAGCCCUAGACGCAUUCGCAGGUGAACAAACUUCAUUUUAUUUUCUUACAUCACAUUUAGGAACAGUCCAGGACUAAGAAGCAUUCUCAAUGAAGAUUCUCCAUUGAAAGAGUUUGUUUUUUGUCCAGGACUAGGCUUAAUCUGUGUAUGGGAAACCAUCCCAUAAUGUGUCAACAAGAAAACACUGAAUAGAGGCUAAUAAUGCUUAGUAAAAGUAUAAUUCACUUCUUGUAUUGCACAUUAGUGGCUUAUAUGUGUUCUCUAUACUAAAGUUUUAACGGGUAGAUCCCCUUGGUCCAACAGACACAUUGGAUGUGUUCCAAAUAGCACCCUAUUCCCUAUAGUACACUCCUUUUGACCAGAGCCUUAUGGGAUCAACACAUUUUUACAUAUUUAUGAUACUGUAAUAACACAUCAUAUAUGACAUAAUUAUGAUACUGUAAUAGCACAUCAUAUCUGACAUAAUUAUACUGUAAUAACACAUCACAUCUGACAUAAUUAUGAUUCUAUAAUAACUGGUAUUGUGUAACACAUCUGCCAGAGGAUGCCAGCUAGUCCUGGGGUUGGCACAGUCCUCUGACCUAUAGAAUUGAUGUGACCACUGGCACAACACAAGCUCUGAAUCCACACACACAGAUACAUGUACACACAGACAAACGCCGCAUCACAGUGUAAAAAUAGUAAUUUCUUAAUUAAGGCUUGUUUGGCAUUAACGUUUAGCCUCUGGGGUGUUGUAUCCAGGCAGUCACCCAUGUUGUUUUUUGUACUUUGUGUGUGUGUGUGUUCACUAAACUGUGUGUCCAUUAUGCCAUGCAGCGGCUGACUCGUUUGACCAUAAGAAGUUCUUUGAGAUGGUGGGUCUGAAGGCCAAGUCAGCUGAUGAUGUGAAGAAAGCCUUCCUGGUGCUGGACGCUGACGCCAGCGGGUUCAUAGAGGAGGAGGAGCUCAAGUAAGAGACACACACAGGGAGACACACACAGGGAGACACACACACACAGACAGACAUACACAGAGACACAGAAAAACACAGACAGAGACACACACCGACACUUUGACUGACCACACACUCCUUGAUUGAUUAAACAAAAUACAGCGUGUGGUGACUGACCAGUGACCACGUGGACAUGCAUCCGCAUCCCACAUACACAUACUCAUGGUUAACUGUUUAGGCACCAGAGCGUUCCUAAUUGUUGCACUGUCUGUACUCAAGUCUCCCUGCCCUCCUGCUGUUGUCCAUAGGUUCGUACUGAAGGGAUUCGCCUCAGACGGCAGGGACCUGACCGAUAAAGAAACCAAAGCAUUCUUAAACGAAGCCGACAAGGACGGGGACGGCAUGAUCGGCAUCGACGGUAAGAAAACUAUCUCUCUGACCGACGGACACGUACUCACCUGUGUCAUCACAGCGUAAUCAGACCAGAGUCUACAGAGUGUUCUAACCUCUUGUCUCUUCUUGUUCUCUUUCAGAGUUUGUUGCCCUGGUGCACGAGUAAUAGACUCCUCCCUAAACCGACUAGUGCUCCACCACCCGGCCCCGACACUCACUCCCCCUCUCCCAGUCUGCAGCCGACCCCCACACACCCCCCUCAUCCCUCCACCUACCCUCACUGACACCCAGCUCUCUCCCACUCAAGCGCACUACUACUACUGCACUGGAGGAAGGGGGUCGUGGCUCCCGCCCCCCCACCCCGCUAACUUACCCCUCUCCCCCACUCCCACCCACAACCCCCACCCUAUUUAUUU
Messenger RNA from Coregonus sp. 'balchen', 1852 nucleotides. The record is from the annotation of a GenBank genome assembly. Lineage: Eukaryota; Metazoa; Chordata; Actinopteri; Salmoniformes; Salmonidae.